Molecule: messenger RNA, 747 nt
Organism: Dovyalis caffra
Lineage: Eukaryota; Viridiplantae; Streptophyta; Magnoliopsida; Malpighiales; Salicaceae
Source: the annotation of a GenBank genome assembly
AUGGCAGCAAUGCUGAGAUCUCUGGUCACUCUUUUGCUCUCCACUCUAAUGUUCGCCCACAUUUCAGAGGUCUCGUCAACAACAUUAACACUAUACAACAAGUGCACCCAUCCAGUGUGGCCAGGUAUCCAAGCAAGUGCAGGAAAACCCUUAUUAGCCCGUGGAGGCUUCAAACUCCUACCCAACAAGGCCUACACCCUCAAACUCCCACCACUCUGGUCCGGCCGCUUCUGGGGUCGCCAUGGCUGUUCCUUUGACGCCUCUGGGCGUGGCCGCUGUGCCACUGGAGACUGUGGUGGCUCCCUCUUUUGCAAUGGCAUUGGAGGCACCCCACCUGCCACACUAGCAGAAAUCACCCUGGGCAAUGACCAAGAUUUCUAUGAUGUUAGCCUUGUAGAUGGCUACAAUCUUGCAAUCUCAAUAACCCCAUUUAAAGGCUCAGGCAAAUGCAGCUAUGCAGGGUGUGUUAGUGACUUAAACUUGAUGUGUCCUGCUGGGUUGCAAGUCAGGUCGAAGGAUAACAGGAGGGUUGUGGCUUGUAAGAGUGCUUGUUUUGCUUUCAAUUCUCCAAGGUAUUGCUGCACUGGUAGCUUCGGUACCCCUCAAGCUUGCAAGCCAACUGCUUAUUCCAGAAUAUUCAAGACGGCUUGUCCUAAGGCCUACUCUUAUGCUUAUGAUGAUCCUACUAGCAUUGCAACUUGCACUCGUGGAAAUUAUUUGGUCACUUUCUGUCCUCAUCACCGCUGA